AGCAGGUGGCUCCUCGCUCCUUUGAUCUUGACGACUUAGACAUUUACUUUAUUUACCAACCAUUUUAUCGAUCUUGUUCUUGUGAUGCCAUUUCACGACAUUCACUGUUUGUUAAUGUUUCACGGGAAUCCAUCCUGACUGGCAUAUAGGAGCUCAAUCUGGUAAACUACUUUCAUAUUCAUUUUUUUGGUUUCAAUAAAGGGACGAUUACUUCUAUGCGGCCUUGUUCGCCUUCUCUCGAACGUCUAUUCUGAUAAAUUGGCGAAGAAUUUGUAUCAUCGAAGAGGCGCAAAAUAAAGAUAAUCAUGUCGGACGUGGAUGAGCUACUGAUUUCCUCGUCCAAUGAGGAGCAUGUGAAAGAUGACGCGGUCUCCGGCGACGACAGAGUCGUCGAGGGGAGGGAGGCGGCCACGGGCGCUGACAAAAUGUCGGAUGUAGAUGAAAAGGAGGAGCAGUACGAUGAGGAUGACGAGCCUGCUGCAGGGUCCGCUCGGAAGGCAAGUGGAGCGACGAGUGACGUUGAGAAGGAGUCAAAAGCAGCAGAUGAUGUCGUCGUUUCGGCCGCUGGUCAACAACAAGAUGGGGAGGAAGAACCUGCUCGCGCCCCGAGACAUUUUCCCGGGGAAAUCGCGAGCUCGUCCCACAUGAGUCUGGAAAAGAAGGAGAUGCUGCGCAGGCGGCUCGAGGAAGCAAAGGCCAAAAGGGCGGGGCAAGUCAAGAAAGCUUGUAGUACAUGCUUCUGCACUUUUGCUGUUUGAUAUAAUGUUCUUUGGGGUACCAGUACCGCUGUACAGAAGUCAAACUACAAUCUGAAUGUGGAAGCAUAGAUCAUACGUAGCGAAUAUGUACUAUUUUUGUGUUACGAUCAUGAUAUUGUUAAUUUUCUUCAACAGCAGCCGGAGAAGCUGGCGAUCCGAAGGACCGAAAGCGGAAGACCUCUGGCGCGGAAGGACAAGACGGUGAAAGAAGCCCACGCUCGGUACCACACGUUGUUUCGUUUACAGUGCCGUUUCGAGCGCAGUUAUUGUGAUUUUUUAUCAAUUUCAAUAUACAAUUUGCACGAAAUGUUUCCCGGUGGGGCAGUCUAUCGUGCAAACUAUGAGUCAGGAUCUGAAGUACUAGAACAGUGAAGACAGCAAAUUAUCAGAAGAAAUGGAAUACAAACAACAGCCGGAGAGCACCAUGCGGGUACGAGGCAGGGGCCGGCACGAAAAAAAGAAUAAGGGACCGGUUGUCUUGAAAUCUCGGGAACAGGUUAUGCGAGAAACCGGAAAACCCAGGCCGGAAAUUAUUGGCGAUGAAUUUCAAGGUUAGUCUUAGUCCAACUUCCCCCUUGUCUAUAGUCGUUUCAAGUCGAGUUCCUUUACGAGGGGACCUCUUUGCCAUGCAUUUCCAGUUAAGUUUCAUCAUACAUAGUGAAUGCUCAUUGAUUUAUCGUCAAGUUCUACUUCUACUAUGCUGCAUGCUCACUGUAGCGAGAAAAAUUCUGUUGUGGAUAGAAAGCAAACACUUAAUCAUUUUUUACAACUCCUCUGCCAGGUUACAGCUUUGUCUCAGCGCCUCCCCCCGUUGCGCCGACUCAGCAGAUUUAUUCCGUCUUACCGCCGUCUUUGCCCCGCGACACCCUGAUUGCGGUACAGGAGACUGUUUCCUUUUUUUUUGUGUUGGGAGUGUAUAAAGUUAAAAGAUGAACCAACACGUUGUAAAUCAAUACUGGCUUGGUACUAGCAGAGACACAGGACGAAGACAAAGAGACUGGGAUAUUCGGGUUGAAAGGCAUUGAUUGAUAGUGUACGCUUACUUAUUUCAUCAACAUACCUCAGGUCACUUUAGAGGACGGGCGAAAGGUAUUGACCCAUGCAGGGGAGCGCAUUCCGCCGUCAGAGCUCGCGACACUGCCGGUCGUGAUAACGCGAAACAAGCGCAAGAAGCGGUCCAAGUCCUCGUCGAACGGAGAACCGGGGGACGCGGUCGUUGUGAAAAAAAAGAAGAACAAGAAGGCACAGCACUCGUCGGACGACAGAGACGAGGAUCGAAAUCAUCGGAUGAAAAACGACGACGAGGAUCGCCGAGAAGACGAGGAGCGCCCGCGGCGGUCGGGCAUUGUGCUGAAGAAGGCGAGGAACCGGAAAAACAGUGUUCAGCGAACAAAUGGAGUAGACGCAGCGGACGAGGACGAGAGAGUGAAAAAUAAUCAAUUUGGCCGCGCGGACAACCGUGACAGAAGGGGCGAUCACAGCCGGGGACGGGGUGGGGACGACAACAAGGCCAGACGGGGGGCGGGACACCCGCACGAGCCCAGCAGUCCGGCGCGUGAGGGCGGCCGGCUCCGAGACGGCUACAAUGGCAGUAGGCAAGGGCAUGCAGCCACGGAAAACAGGUCGCGGCACGGGUCGAAGCACAAUCAGGACGUCGAUGUUGGCGGUGGCAGAAAGCACGCGCGGAUGCGCUCGAAUUCUCGGGGGGCCGCACGAAAGCCGUCCGUGAAGCGAGACGAAGUCGUCCCCUCGAGGAACGCUAGAUCAAAACAAAAGGCUCGGUCGGCCUCCGAGGACGGUGACUUUUUUCGCGGUAGCUCCGCGAAGCCUUUGGCGAACCACCGCGGGCGGCGUUCGCGGACGCCGGCAAACCGACGUGGUGGGUACUCGCCGCGCGGCGGGGGGCGAAGGAACAACCAUUCUCGGGGCCGCCGCGACUCCCGCGAUCGCGGGCGGAAGGGCAAUGGGUACAACAACCGCAACACGGUCGGGGGCUACAACGGCGGUGGUCGCAACAACUUCCGCGGGGGCAACUACAACAACCGAAACAACCGGCGCGGUGGAGGCGACUCGCGAGGGCGCAACCACCGAAACAACGACUCUCGGGGUCGGGGGCGCGGCCGCACGGGUGGUCACCGCAGCCGAUCGCGUUCCAACAAGUACAAUAACCAAACGCGGCGAUCUCCGCCUCGCGUCGAGCAGCGAUUGCCGCCGGUUCCCCGCCGUGAUUUUUCCACUUUCCCAAGCGCAGGAGGGGCAGUUUCCCUUCCUGCGGGGACGGACAACAAAAAGCCCGACCCCGCCCCGGCGCAGCCAAACGUAGCAGACAGCACCGCGGCUCCGCCGGCCGCAAACAACGCGGAAACCAAAUCCCCCGGCCGGACCAGCGAAAAGAACCGGAGGAACUCUAGGUCCGGCUCGCGGUCCCGGUCGCGGUCCCGGUCUAGCAGCAAUAGUUCGAGGUCGUCUAGCAGCAAUAGUUCCAACGCAAGCGGCAAAAAGCACUACUGUGUCGGCAAGCGGAUGUCGCUUAUCAACCUGCAGGGUCACAAGGACUUGAACGGGGUAAGUACUUACUAUACUUCGAGCUUGAUUGUUUUUUUUUUCGGAGCGAUCCAUUCCGCGUAGUUGCGACGGAUGAUAUCGCUAAGUCAACAAUCUGAAGAUUCCCUGAACAUCAAACGGAAUAAAGAAACCUUACACGACCAACUACAUGCAACCAUUCAGGUAAAAGGCACGGUGUUGAUGAAGGUAGGCAUCAAAUUGCGGGUGGCGUUAGACAACGGGCGUGAAGUGGUGGUGCAGCGGCGUAACUGUGGAUUCCAUUCUCCUUUACCUGACGACGUGGAAAAGGAGUUUCCUGGCGCUCCAGCUGUUGGUGCAGCACCGGAUACGACAACUGCCACGGCCGCCCAGCCACCGGCCGGCGAAAGCGGCGAAGCGAAGACGGGCGAAACCAAGGUAGAGCAGGCAUCGAGCGAUGACCGAAAAGAUACCCGCACUUCGUCUUCCGCCUCUUCCCCCGCGAAGGACGUCUCUAUCCCAUCUAAGUCGAACUGAGGCACGGGUCUUUCACCAAUAUCGGGGAAAAAUGGAGACUGACCUACCUAGGUGCAGCGAGCCUACCUAGAUGCUAGUUGAUCGCUUUCUGGACUUGGCCCAUAGUUGUAAUAUUUAUGUAUUCUUUUCUAGUAGCUUGACACGACCGCGGGUGCGGGAUGAUGAUGAUGAUGAUGAUGAUGAGAAGGGGGCGUUUGGGUUUCAUUCAAAACACAGGGAGCGGAAAGAACAAUCUUUUCUUGAGCUCCUCUUUUGUUCUGUCGCGUAUCAUGUUGUACCUCGUACCUAUACAGCAAACGCCGAUUUUCGAAUUUCACUCAUCUCCCUCCGUGAAUAGAACAGCGGAGGUAACUUGCCGCAUCACUAACUGUCGCGUAUUCUCAACACCCCCGCGCGGCGGACACAAUCUCGCUUGGGUGGGAAAACGAAAAAGCAAUCAUCUAACGACCACUUAGCACGUGAAUCUUAAACGACUACACAUCGAAAAUGCGAAUGCGUGAGACGCAUUGAUAUGUAU
This is a messenger RNA of Amoebophrya sp. A120, 4335 nucleotides long. NCBI's taxonomy places the organism in Eukaryota, Dinophyceae, Syndiniales, Amoebophryaceae. The record is from the annotation of a GenBank genome assembly.